Scatophagus argus is the source of this 2144-nucleotide messenger RNA. RefSeq lists its product as uncharacterized. NCBI's taxonomy places the organism in Eukaryota, Metazoa, Chordata, Actinopteri, Scatophagidae. Bases 126 to 950 code for a protein of 274 amino acids. The record is from RefSeq and is a predicted model, not a curated record. The transcript has 4 exons.
AUGUCAUAUUGCUUUUGUAACAGCUUCCGCUUCCUCUCCGUCGCACAGCGAGGAAAAGCGAACGUUAUCAGAAGGUUUAGAAAGGUUAUCGGGAACGUUUCAUCUAUUUGACAGAGAACAUUUAAAUGGAGCGUGUUAAUGGAGACAAUCAAGACUGGCCGAUGCAGCGACGAGUGGAUUGUUUUGUGAACAAACAUUUGGCAGACAUUGCUCUGGAAAGCCUGCAGCAGAGGCUGACUGCAGUGUCCGAGGAGAUGCACACUCUGGCCGAACACAUCUCCAAACGCUCAGGGGAAGAGUUCAAAGCCGAGUCUCAGCGAGGGGACGUCACCAUCGGGACGGAGUCGCCGCUCUCCUCCACCUGUCUCCCCGGCGCUGACAAGUUCAUUUCUGCCCCUUCCACAGAGACCGCGGCUCAGCGGAAGAUCAUCGCCCUACUGGUGGAGAUCAGAGAGGAGCAGCAGAGGCAGUGGGCAGUGCUGAGGGAUCUUCAGGCCCAGCUGCAGGGGCACUCUGGCUAUGAGGAAGAGGACGUGGAGGAUCUGGACAUGGAUCUCCCCCUGAGGACCCUUGAGCAGCUGGAUGAGAUGGAGAGACAGCUGGAGGACACAGGAAUACAGAGGAGAAUGGUGUCUUACCUGUCACGGAUGGGCGGGGCCACUGUUGAUGAUGCUGUGAGGCGUCUUAUGCAAGCUGUGCUUUCAUUCGCUGUUGGGUCUGAGCUUAACUGGGUGGGUCGUGGACAGAAGAGAAGCUUCAGGAACACUCGUCUCCAAGGGGUCCUCUUCCGUGCUCUGAAAAGAACACCAGUGGGAAAGGAGGCCACACAUCACCAAUAUGCUGACGUAGUGAAGAAAUGGCUGCGGUUUGCUCCGUUCAGGCAGGGAGGGUCCGGCCGUCGCUGCUACAGACCCCCUGUGGAGUUACCAGAUUCUGAAGAAACUGACUGAGUUUCAACCAAAGCUGCAUAUACUGACAUUUAUCUCACUUAUUAGUUAUUCCAAGAUACCUAAACUUUAGGGUUUCCAUUCUGUGGUGUGCCUUUUGGAGCAAUACUUCAAAAAUUGAAUGAAGGAUGUCUUUUUUUAAGUAUUGGUCAUUGCACAUCAGUAUCAAUAGAAUUUCCUCUAUUUUUAUUCCCUAAUGCACAUUUGUAACUCUGCUGAGGGUUACUUAAACAGCAUAUAAGAAUGUGUGCAGUGGGUGUUCACAAUUUAGACUGCAGGGGGCGAUGAAAUCAAAGCAUUUAUCGCAACAUACUGGGCUAAUUUUGUCAAAGUGGUUUAAGAUGCCCUCCGUGCAUAGAGUGUGUGUGAAAGCAUACAUAGAAAUUUUUGCAAUGUGUGUCUGACAUGACAACAUUAAAAUGAAACCGAAUCAGAUUUUCGCUUAGAAUGUGAAAACAGCCUUAUAGUGUCAGACUCUGCAGAUACAUCAAGCUACACAGUGAGGCGCAAACAUUCAGCUACAGGAACAAGAAGAAAACACUUCAGGGGGGCUUUCAAAUGAUUAAGAAAUUUUUCUCAUCCCUAUUAUCCCAUCCAUCCAUUUUCUGUCUGUACCGCUUAUCCAUCAGGGUCGCGGGGGAGCUGGAGCCUAUCCCAGCUGACUACAGGUGAGAGGCAGGGUUCACCUGGACUGGUCGCCAGUCAAUCACAGGGCCAACACACAAAGACAGACAACCACACGCUCACACACUCACACCUAGGGGCAAAGUAGAGUAGCCAAUUAACCUAAUGUGCAUGUUUUUGGGAAAACCCACGCAGGUACAGGGAGAACAUGGUACAUGGAACAUGGCUGGAACCCUCUUGCUGUGAGGCAACAGUGCUAACCACAGCACCACCGUGCUGCCCCCAUUAUUCCCUGUCUGAAAAUGGAACGUUAACAUUUACCAGUAAUUGCACUUUUCACAGCUAAACGAAUAUUAUCCACAGUUAAAGAAAAAAAAAUUACUUCACGUCAUGAUUUGGCCAUACUGUGAAUCAAGGAUUCUUCUACAUUUUGCUUUAAAGAUAUAUGUAGCAUUUCUACAUUAAAAUGUCUAAAAAUGACUAGAUGUCUGUAAGAUAUGUUGUUGAAUUCUGUACUUGCAUUAUCCCAAAUGUGUCAAACAAUGUUCAAACCCAUAAAAUUUAUUAAGGUGA